Molecule: messenger RNA, 808 nt
Organism: Alnus glutinosa
Lineage: Eukaryota; Viridiplantae; Streptophyta; Magnoliopsida; Fagales; Betulaceae
Exons: 3
Coding region: 194-493 (99 amino acids)
Source: RefSeq, a predicted model, not a curated record
AGAGAAAGAAAGUAAGAGAGGUCUGAAAUAAGCCCCCACAAAAUGUGGUGUUCCCAUCACCUUUUUGACUUCAGAAAUGUGGUCAUUUUCAUCCCCCCAUAUUCACAAACGUCCAGAAAAAAAACCACAAGUAAAUGUAUAAAUUGAGUGCAAGCUUUAUGAGAAAAAAACAUUGGUAGAAGUUGUCACUUGGAUGACUGUUAUAGGAAUGGCAAGCACUCUCUCUCCUCUACUCGUAUUCUUAUUGGUGUUCUCUCACCAUAUCUGCUUGAAUGCUGUCCCAGUCACAAGAAUUGGAAGCCUAAAGCAUGGACCUCAAGUUCCUCAAGUUUCACAGAUUACCCACAUGGUAGCUGCAGGGGAAAAAUGGGAGGAACAAACCCUUGCUGGAAGAAUGGAUGUUGAACUACAUGAUUACCCGGGAACAGGGGCCAAUAACCGCCACACUCCUAAGCCGCCUGCACAAUAUGGGAGAGUCUGUAGUGAUUGUUAGUUUCUCUAGGCAGUAGGUGUGUUCUUCAUUAUAUUAUAUAUUUUCUGGGAUAUAUAGCUUAAGUAAAGAAUCUGCUUCUUAAUUACUCAUUUGGGCAGAUCAAGACCCAAGAGCUUUCUUUUCUUUUAUGGGGGAGGGGUACAAAAGGUGAAUUUGGAUAGCAAAUAUGUAGAAUGAGAGAAAGAGAGGAAAAAGUGCUACAGUAGAAUUCAGUUAUGUGAAUGAGAGAGCCUUUAAGCAACUAGAGAUCUGCUUAGCCAUCUGUAUGAAGUUGAACUUUCAACUAUUAAUUACCUACAAGCUUGAUGCAUGGUA